AUGAAUACAUUUGGACCCUACCCCCAGCAAAAACAAUUCGUGCUCUGUUUUGAUGGCACAGGAAACAAGUUCGCUGGUGAUGCGUCCGACACGAAUCUCCUCAAGAUUUAUCGCAUGUUAGACCGAAGCCAAAGCCAUCAAUACCACUACUACCAACCAGGGAUCGGAACAUACGUAACAAGCAACUCCUUCGGCGGAAAAAGCAGAAUCGAACGUCUAAAGUCCUCCUACAAGAAAGCCAAAGAUGCAGCCUUGGGCUCCUCAUUCGACGAACACGUCUUAGGCGGAUACAAAUUCCUAAUGCGAUACUACGACCCAGGCGACAAAAUCUACUUUUUCGGAUUCAGCCGAGGCUCGUACACCGCACGCUUCCUUGCAGAGAUGCUAGACUUCAUCGGCCUCCUGCAACCAGGGAACGAAGAAAUGAUCCGGUUUGCGUGGAAGACGUUUGCAAAGUGGCAGCAGCGACGGGAUACGACGGAGCAUGACCAUGAAGAGAGACACCGACUGUUUACAUUUAUGAAAGCCUUCCGGGAAACGUUUAGUCGGCCUGUUGGUCGGAUUCGAUUCUUAGGGUUGUUUGAUACGGUGAAUAGUGUGCCUGUUUUUGAGAAUGCCUGGAUGGAGAGGAGUAAGUUUCUGUAUACGGCGCAGAGCUCGGCGAGGGUUAUUCGGCAUGCUGUUUCUAUUGAUGAACGGCGGGCGAAGUUUCGGCAGGAUUUGCUUUACGAAAUUAGACCUUCGGUGCGGAAGUCGAGGCAUUCACUUGGUUUGAGACAUAUUUUGUCUCAUGAGGAGGGGAGUGAGAAGCUUGAUGUUCCUGAGAUUGUGUUAAACGGUCCCGAGAAUGAGAAGGAGACGUCGCGGAUUCCGAGACGUGGGUCUAUGAGGGUUCUUAAUGAGGGACAGAGAUACCGUGGACAUACUCCUUCGCCUAAUAGGCAUGUUAGUAUCGAAGGGUCGAGGACUAGAAACUUGCUCGGUGACGGAGCUUCAAUGAGAAGUGGUGUCUCCGGCGUCUCUCUUCAACCUUCACAUCUGGAUGUACCAAGCGAGACCGGCGAGGAUGACAACGAACAGGAUGUGGCAGAGGUGUGGUUUCCAGGACAACAUGGUGAUGUGGGAGGUGGCUGGGUCCUCAAUCCAAAAGAUCCCUGGCCUCUCAGUCAUAUUCCACUGGCGUGGAUGGUCAAGGAAGCACAACUAGCAGGGCUUGAGUUUGAUCCUGAAAAGCUCGAACGAUUCAAUUGCCGUGACGAGGCAUUCGAAACACCGCAAGCUUCAUAUGAAACAAAACCAAAUAGGUACCGCGACGUACUCCAACAAACAAUGGACCAGGGCAUCGUGCAUGACACCCUCACAUAUGGAGGUGGUGUAUCAUCAUUUUCAACAUUUUCAUGGCGUUUGAUGGAAUAUCUGCCUUUCCGAAGGAUGGAUCUACAACCCGAUGGAUCGUGGAAGCCAAUUCGUUGGCCACUUCCUUGUGGAGAGGUACGUGAUAUCCCUGAAGAUGCUCAGAUCCAUAUAUCUGCUAUACAUCGGAUGGAAAUUGAUCCCACAUAUCGACCUGGGAAUCUCAUCAUCGGUGGUGGUGGAAGGGGUGUCAAACGGGCUCCUUCAAGAUACGGAAUUGGUAAUUGGCAAGUUUGUAAGCAUGAGGGUGAUUUGAUUAGACAGACUUAUGUUCGAAAGAUCGGGGAUCUUUGUCAGGACGAUCAUUCCUAA
Messenger RNA from Penicillium canescens, 1725 nucleotides. RefSeq names its product T6SS phospholipase effector Tle1-like catalytic domain-containing protein. The transcript is spliced from 2 exons. The coding region runs from base 1 to 1725 and encodes 574 amino acids. Lineage: Eukaryota; Fungi; Ascomycota; Eurotiomycetes; Eurotiales; Aspergillaceae. The record is from RefSeq and is a predicted model, not a curated record.